CUUUGACGUAAUGAUCCCACGAGUUGCUGGCCCGCGGCCUCAGCUGAAGUCUUCUGAAUUUGCCAGGUAAAGAUGGCAGCGUCCGUGUGUCGAGCCGGGAGUCAACUGGGGCGAGCUCUCGCCAAAACCCGUGGUCCACUUUUGCUGUCAUUGAGACGUGGUCAGGCCUCGGUCUCCUACGCUCAGAGCAUCUUGGGAGCACCCGACACUCAAGUGACCCCUCUUGAAAAUGGUCUUAGGGUGGCAUCAGAGGAGACCGGUCAGGCCACAUGCACGGUUGGCUUGUGGAUAAGCUGUGGAAGUCGCUAUGAGUCUGAGAAGAACAAUGGUGCAGGGUUUUUGUUGGAACACAUGGCCUUCAAGGGAACAAAACAGCACCCUCAGAGUGCCCUGGAGGCAGAGGUUGAGGCUAUGGGAGCCCACUUGAGCGCAUACACCUCCCGGGAGCACACCGCAUACUAUAUGAAGACCUUGGCCAAGGACUUGCCCAAAGCUGUGGAGCUGCUGUCUGAGGUGGUCCAGAGCAGCUCGCUGAACGAGGCCGACCUGGAGCAGCAGAGGAGCGUGGUGCUGCGCGAGCUGGAGGAAGUGGAGUCCAGCCUGCAGGACGUGUGCCUGGACCUGCUGCACGCCACCGCCUUCCAGGGCACCCCGCUGGGGCACAGCGUGCUCGGACCGUCCGUCAACGCCAGAACCCUGUCUCGUCAGGACCUGGUUGAGUACAUCAGCAGCCACUAUAAGGCUCCCCGCAUGGUGCUGGCUGCCGCUGGAGGAGUGAAGCACGACGAGCUGGUGGGUCUGGCUAAGAAGCACUUCAGCAGCAUCUCCUUUGAGUAUGAGGACGACGCCCCGCCAGUGCUGUCUCCCUGCCGCUUCACAGGAAGUGAGAUCCGCAUGCGUGACGACGGAAUGCCCCUUGCGCACGUCGCCAUCGCAGUAGAGGGAGCAGGCACCGACAGCCCAGACAUAGUGCCUCUCAUGGUGGCCAACAGCAUCAUCGGCAGCUACGACAUCACUUUUGGUGGAGGAAAGCACCUCAGCAGUCGUCUGGCGAGGUUGUCGGCUGAGUUGGGCCUGUGCCAGAGCUUCCAAGCCUUCCAUUCCACCUAUAGCGAUACAGGCCUGCUGGGAAUCUACUUCGUCACCGACAAGCACAACAUUGAGGACAUGAUGCAUUGGUCCCAGAACGCCUGGAUGAACCUGUGCACCACAGUCACCGAUAGUGAUGUCGCCCGUGCUAAGAACGUUCUCAAGGCCAGCCUGGUGGGACAGCUGAACGGCACGACGCCCAUGUGUGAUGACAUCGGCAGGCAUGUUCUGAACUACGGCCGCCGCAUCCCCCUUGCCGAGUGGGACGCCAGGAUUGAUGAAGUGACACCCCGGUUGGUCCGUGAUGUGUGUUCCAAAUAUAUCUACGACAAGUGUCCCGCCGUGGCCGCAGUUGGCCCCGUGGAGCAGCUGCCCGACUACAACAGGAUGCGCAGUGCCAUGUACUGGCUCCGCUUCUAAGCAAGCCCUGAAGAUCAGAGCAUUUGUUUCUCCUCAUGUUGCCGUCAAGCUCACACUUUUUUCCCCUUCUUUCUUUCUCUCUCGCUCUCUCUCUCACUGAAUCCCUCCAAGUCCAUCCUCCUGAUCCACCCUCUCCUAUCUAACUGUGAAGUAGAGAGGUUAACAUCAGUGAUAUAAGUCUGAACAAAACCAGAAAAAUGUGUUCCUCCUCCUCCCCCACCCCCCCUGUUUCCCUCAUUUGGUUACUGCCUUUCCAUCUUUGUAUGAUGGCAAAGAAGUGACAUAGAACUUGAAGUGUGCGUCGGCUGCGUAAAGCAUGCAAAGUUUUGGUUGUUUUUGUUUCAUUUUCCACCAACCACCAGUCAUUACCUCACUACAAUGAUUGUACGUCCUGACAACCGGCUUGAUAUCAAUAAGGUACAUUCAUUCAGAGCUAGGCAUGAUGACGAGGGAGGGAGAAGGGGACACGCGGCACAUUCAGUAACCAUUUAAUAAACAGAAGCGAUCAUCAAGCCACUGCGACAGUCUCACAUGGAGCCAAACUAUUUAUGAUCUGAUGUGACGUUUUGUUUCUGUGUUCUAUUGUACAUAACAGAAGCUCUCAUUCCAAUAAAAUACUUUGAAAUGGAA
Molecule: messenger RNA, 2139 nt
Organism: Sardina pilchardus (European sardine)
Lineage: Eukaryota; Metazoa; Chordata; Actinopteri; Clupeiformes; Clupeidae
Gene: uqcrc1
Product: cytochrome b-c1 complex subunit 1, mitochondrial
Exons: 13
Coding region: 73-1509 (478 amino acids)
Cellular component (GO): mitochondrion
Molecular function (GO): metal ion binding
Source: RefSeq, a predicted model, not a curated record